This is a messenger RNA of Coniosporium apollinis CBS 100218, 1209 nucleotides long. RefSeq lists its product as uncharacterized. Gene Ontology annotation, molecular function: oxysterol binding. NCBI's taxonomy places the organism in Eukaryota, Fungi, Ascomycota, Dothideomycetes. Bases 1 to 1209 code for a protein of 402 amino acids. Gene Ontology annotation, cellular component: membrane; intracellular membrane-bounded organelle; cytosol. The transcript is spliced from 3 exons. The record is from RefSeq and is a predicted model, not a curated record. Gene Ontology annotation, biological process: endocytosis; piecemeal microautophagy of the nucleus; exocytosis.
AUGUCACACUGCACCUCCCACAUGAUGAGCGCUAACAUCCGCUGCCUCGUCAAGUCCAUAGCCUCCUUCAAUGGCGACAUCUCCACCAUGACCGCGCCGCCCUUCAUCCUCUCGUCACAAUCUCUCACCGAAUACACAGCAUACUGGGCCGAACACCCCUCCGUCUUCGUAGCGCCGGCCCAUGAAUCAGACCCUCAGAAGCGCGCCCUCCUCGUCCUUAAGUGGUUCCUUUCGACCCUAAAACAGCAAUAUUCGAGUAGGAACGAGAAGCUGGGCAGCGAGAAGAAACCCCUGAACCCGUUCUUGGGGGAGCUGUUUCUGGGCAAGUGGGAAGACGAGGCUGGGGCUACACAGCUUGUGAGCGAGCAAGUCAGCCAUCAUCCGCCCGUCACAGCAUACUGCAUCUGGAACAGCGACCACGGCGUACGGCUACAAGGGUAUAAUGGCCAGAAAGUCUCAUUCUCUCGAACGAUCAAUAUCAAGCAAGUCGGUCACGCGAUCCUCCACAUUGACGCCUACGACGAAGACUACCUCUUCACCCUCCCCUCCCUCCACAUCGAAGGCCUUAUCGGCGGCACACCGUACGUCGAGCUCAACCGAACCUCCUACAUGCAAUCCUCUUCCGGCUUCACGGCCAAGAUCGACUACAGCGGCAAAGGCUGGAUAAGCGGCAAAAAGAACAGCUUCAGCGCAUACCUAUACCCCGAAGGCCGCAGCGAAAAAGACGCCCUCUACACCAUCGACGGCGUGUGGAGCGACUCCUUCACCAUCAAGGACCCCAAGACGAAAAAGGUGGUCGAUACCUGGGACCACAAGAAAGCGAAAACGACGCCCCUGACCGUCGCGCCGAUCGAGCAGCAAGAUGAGCUCGAGACCCGCCGCGCAUGGCAGAAAGUCGCAGCCGCCAUCGCCAAGGGCGACAUGGACGCGACCUCCCGCGAAAAGACCGUCAUCGAGAACCAGCAGCGCGACAUGCGGAAGAAGGAGAAGGACGAGGGCCGCGAGUGGGUGCGUACCUUCUUCAGCCGGUCAGAGUCGAGUCCGGUGUUUGAGGCGCUGUCGAAGCGGCUGGGGAGCGAGUCGGUGCCGAUCGAUAAGGACAAGACGAAUGGAAUCUGGAUGUUUGAUGCGGAGAAGGCGAGGGAGGCGAAGCCGCCGUUUAGAGAGGGGAUGAGUAAGAUAGGGAAUAGAGUCAAGGGGGAAGAUUAG